AUGGGAAGACUCCGUUGGGGAUGCAAUGGAGGACGCUAUCGUAACUGCCGGAAACUGCAACGGUUCAUCGAGGUCCUCCACUGCUACGUCUUCUUCAUUGAGGCUGGUUGGGGUGAUUUUAGCCAAGGAAUUGACCGCCACCACCAUCGUCGACUCCUCGGCGGCUGCCAACCCGAGAUCGAGCGUUGUCUCUCCCCUAGCCGCCUCUUCUUCUUCGGGUCGUUGCACAGGUGGCCAUGCUUGGAGCUGAGUCAGCUGUCACUGUCCGUCGGCUGGGGACUCCACUUGGCAUGA
Messenger RNA from Linum trigynum, 294 nucleotides. The record is from the annotation of a GenBank genome assembly. Lineage: Eukaryota; Viridiplantae; Streptophyta; Magnoliopsida; Malpighiales; Linaceae.